UUAGACUGUUCUCCAGUCAGCUGACUGCUAUCACCGCUCAGUAGUGAGUAAGAGUUAACGCGUCGCUGUAGAACUGCUGGAACACGUGAAUGAUUCUUCGAAGGAGUCGAAUUCAGCUUUUUCCACGUCAAUUCGUCUCGUCUAGAAUGAAGGAGAGGAGAAUCAGUGAGCGGCUGGUGGUCCGCUGUAAACUGGUGUUAGUGGGAGAUGUUCAGUGCGGAAAAACGGCUAUGUUACAAGUGUUGGCUAAGGACUGUUAUCCCGAGACGUACAUCCCGACAGUGUUUGAAAACUACACUUCAGGCCUGGAAGUAGAAGAACAACACAUUGAGCUUAGUCUGUGGGAUACAUCAGGUUCUCCAUAUUAUGACAACGUCAGGCCACUCUGCUAUAGCGACUCUGACGCUGUGCUGCUCUGUUUCGACAUCAGCCGACCUGACACUGUGAACAGCUCUCUGAAAAAGUGGAAGGCAGAGAUAAUGGAUUUCUGCCCCAAUGCACGCAUCCUCCUGGUUGCCUGUAAGACAGACCUGCGUACUGACGUGUGCACACUGAUGGAGCUGUCCACGCAAAAAAUGGCUCCGAUUACUCACGAACAGGGGUCUUUACUAGCAAAGCAGGUAGGAGCCGAGGCAUAUCUGGAGUGUUCUGCGUUCACGUCAGAGAAAAGCAUUCACAGUGUGUUCCGUUCAGCAGCGCUGGCUUGCCUCGAGAAACUUCAGCCGCCUAUCAAGCCAAGCCCCGCCCACCGAAAACGCCUUCUACACCGGCCCAGCAAGAGUGAACAUCUGAGCUCCUCCUUUAACAAAGAGAGGACCAAGAGCUGUUCAGUCAUGUGAUCCAAACUUUUUGUCCCCUGGGAGAGAUUGACAAGGGCAGUUUUGAAGGGAGACAGGAGGUCUUGACCUUCUGUCCGCUCCCAUCUCUACCGUCUCAACAUUUUGCCUUUUCAGUUAGUCCAUCCAAUUUCUUUAUCACAAAGAAUGUAUGUUGAUGAAGGUUAACUGAUUCUAUUUAAUAGAGAGUUUUAGGUUAAAUUGCCUGAUAUCAUUUUAAUUCACAUAAACCUUAUGCCCGGUUUAAUUAAAUGUGCUAUUUCUUAUUUAUGGUGCAUAUGUAAUGGAGAGCUGCGAGAUCAUGCAUUGCAGUUAUAAAAUAAUUCGUCCUGUACCAGAGUUACUAGACAUUUAAUAAGAAGAGUGAAUCAAUGGUUAUCAGGUCAUGUAUAUGAAAGUGAGCGACAGAGGAGGAUGCUUUUGUUAGAGGACAAAAAAAAGUAAGAGCAUAACUAGAGAAGUUUUUAAAGAGCAGCUAUAAAAUAAAGAGAGAAUGUGUUGACUACUUCUCUGUCUCUUACAUACAUGCACAGGCAACAAUGAGGCACCCUCUCUUGUCCAUCUUUAAAUUUCAGUAGAUGAAUGACGAAGAGAACAGAUAUCCUGGACAGUCCUUGAAAUGGCAUAAACAUCGCAUGGGAGGUCUUUUGAUGGCCUUUUGAUAAAGUUUGGAUGGGGCUCGACCUUAGAGUAGCCAUGGACCUUAGAACAUCCUGUCAGAGCAAGACAGAAGAGAUUAGGGGGAUUAGUUGAGGAAACAGGAUGACAUUUUAUCCCAGACAAGUCUGAUGAGAGAUUAGUUAUAAGGUAAUCCUAUUGAACGUGCCUGAAUAUCUGGCUUGGCUUUUUAAGGCUACCUUUUUUUUUUCAUUUUUAAUGAUCAAAUGUCUCUCAGAUUGAUGUCUUAUAGUAAUUAGCUUAUUUAGACUUUCAGCGCUUAACUGGAGCGUGUAUUAGUAUUCGAUUCAACACAGUUUCUCCGAUCUAAGGGUGCAGCCACUAGCUUUAUAUCUGUAUCUGUUUACUAUUCCAAAUGUUCAUAUGUGAAUUCUGAUUAAAAUCAAACGUGAGCGUU
This is a messenger RNA of Tachysurus fulvidraco (yellow catfish), 1911 nucleotides long. RefSeq names its product Rho family GTPase 1a (gene rnd1a). The transcript has 5 exons. Gene Ontology annotation, biological process: small GTPase-mediated signal transduction. Gene Ontology annotation, molecular function: GTPase activity; GTP binding. Lineage: Eukaryota; Metazoa; Chordata; Actinopteri; Siluriformes; Bagridae. Bases 90 to 839 code for a protein of 249 amino acids. The record is from RefSeq and is a predicted model, not a curated record.